AUGAAGACCAUUCUCAAGGUGGGAAGGUGUUAUGAAAAACUAGUGAGGGAAUUUCUGGUGAAUUUGUCAGUGGAAGUGGGACUUCCUGAAAGUAUUGAGUUUAGAAAGGUGUUUGUCAGGGCAAAAUGUGUUGAAUUCUCCCCUGCUGUGAUCAACAAAGCACUUGGUAGAAGUUCUGAUGAGUUUGUUGAUGAGGAGGUGUCUUUGGAUGUGAUUGCCAAGGAGAUUACUGCUGGCCAAGUCAAGAAGUGGCCCAUCAAGAAGUUGCUGUCUACAGGAACACUGAGUACUCUGAAGCAUGCUGACACUUGUGCUGUGAAGCUGCCCAUAUCAUUUCCAUCUCUUCUUACAGAGAUUAUUCUUCAACAACAUCCUCAGAUCCUCAGGGUUGAUGAGGUUCCUUUGCCAAAGGGUGUUCCUAUUACCCUGGAUCAGCGAUUGUUUAUGGAGCCACAUGUCAUAGACAUUGUUGUGCCAUUUAGCAGGACUUCUGACCCUGCUCCUGUGAGUGAAUCUAGCACUAAGGUCAUUAUUGCUGAAUUAAUGGAUGUUUCUAAGGCUCUACAGGAGAAUAUUAAGAUCAGCACUGCAAGGAAGCUAAAGGUUGAUGCGUUGCUUCUCAAGCUUCAAGAGGAAGAAGGUCAAGAGGGUGAGCCAAGUGGUGCUGCUGCUGCUCCUCAGGAUGCCAGCACUGAAGAAGAGGGAGAAUCUGAAGAGAAUAUAGAAGACACUAAAGGCGACUCCAGUUCUGAUGAUUAG
Lotus japonicus is the source of this 759-nucleotide messenger RNA. RefSeq lists its product as uncharacterized. The transcript has 2 exons. The coding region runs from base 1 to 759 and encodes 252 amino acids. The record is from RefSeq and is a predicted model, not a curated record. NCBI's taxonomy places the organism in Eukaryota, Viridiplantae, Streptophyta, Magnoliopsida, Fabales, Fabaceae.